CGUCGCCGUCGUCGUCUGCGAAGCCGGCGCGGCGGCCCGGCGGCUCGGCGGUACGGCGGUUGCGCGAGUCAGAGUCAGGAGUCAGUCGCGCCGGCCGGGGCCUGAGAACCGGCAGCGAAGGAGGAAACGCAGAUCCGGCCGCUGCCACGCCUCACCGACCUGACGAGCCUGACGCACCACCUCAUCCCGAGAGACACGUAAGAUUUUAUUCGAGCCCCGCAGCCAUGGUGGACAACGGGUCAGCCCCUGACGCCCCCGUCCCGGUCGAGGCACCCGUCCCGCAGGCCGACACCACCUGGGUGUGCAUCGACGUGAGCGGGUCGAUUCGUGGCGGAACUAUCUACCCAGCCUGGGUGGCGGCGGACGUCCAGAAGAUCGAGACGACCACCGCCGAGACCAAGUGGAUCCUAUGGGGGAGCUGUGGCGAGUACAGGACGACGUGCACGGAGGUGGUCGAGUACCUAGGCGAUGAGGACCUGACCCUGGGAGGGACGAGCCCCGAGUGCUUCAUCCAGCUCCUGCCGGACGAGGGCGUCAUCGACCUGCACGUUUACACUGACGGGGAGAUCGGAGAGUGGGACGUGGAAGCGGCCAGGCUCGGGCUGCAGGAAGCGCACAAGAACCUGAAGGUGCGCCGGGUGACCAUCGUGUACGUCAACAAGGACCUCGACCAGAUGAACGUGGGGCUGUCGGCCAUCUUCGACGGGCACGUCCUAGUGUCGCACAGAACUCGGGUCUACGACGGCACUAAGCUGCACCAGUUCGACGCGACCCCGCUCGACGCUGCCGUCACCUUCACCGACAUCCUGGACGACUACCUCACCCUGGGCAAGACAGAGGCCGAGAUGACCAAGGGCAUCCACUACCUGGCGCAGCGCUUCGCCAACGCCGACGACAAGGUUCGCCAGGAGAUCCGGCGCGCGGUGCGCGAGCGUGCCGACGCUGUCAACAAGGAGUUCCGGACCAAGUCGAUGACCGCCGAGCAGGAGAAGGAGCUGGUCGCCGCCCUGGACGCGCGCAAGUGGAUGGAAGUGCGGAAGCCCUUCAUCGGCCACGCCGUGGCGCCCGAGGUGAAGCUGAUGCAGGCGUACUGUCAGAAGUUCUUGAACGAGACCAAGGGUGGCCGCGCGCUGAUACGCAUCUCCGCCUACGCACCGCUGAAGCUCAAGGACGGCAACAAGGACAGCGCAGUGUUCGACGAGUGCGAGGAGGUGCUGUUGGACCACAUCAUGUACCUGGGGCUGGGCAAGGAGGCCGUGGUCGUGCUUCCCGUGAUCGUCCCGGACAACGCAGGGAGGCGCCGCCUGCUGAAGACCCACGUCGAUUGCGGCCUGGAGUUCGAGGGCAAGAUCAACUUCGACAACACCUUCGGCCUCAACACCCUGUUCCAGCUGCGCGACCAACAGGCUGAGGCCGGCGUGGGGAGCGGCGAGGCCAUGGACGUGCUGGAGCACCUCGCGAGCCGCGCCACGCAGAUCGAUACCGCUCCGGAUCCAGCGGUCCUGUCCUCCAACGCCACCCACUUCGGUGUGAACCCGUUCACCCGGCAGCACAUGGACUGCGUCCUGCUGAUCCCGGCCUCGCCCGAGUCCCUGGACGCGGGACGCCUGGCCGAGAUCGACAACUGGAACGCGCACAUGAUGUCGCGCUUCGUGCGGGGCGGCCGCACCAUGCCGUCGGUGGCGCUGCUGCUGGCCCUGGUGCUGGAGAGGGCCUUCACGCAGUGGAAGGACGCCCACAAACCCGAGGACAGGGCCGAGGCCGAGAAGCUCAAGGCCGUGUGCAGGGCGUACGUCAGCCGCAUGCGCACGCCUCUCACUUUCAGCGUCGGCCUGCCCGUCAUCAUCGAGGGAACCUUCCGGUUCGCCGCGCGUCUCGCCUGCGGCGUCCUCCAGGGCGCCCUGGACCCCAGCCUGCCCGUCGACGUCCUCACGCAGUUCUGGUACACGCUGACGAACCCUGAAAACGCUGCGAAGGUGUGGGACUGCCUGCGCGUGUACGCCGGGCUGCCCGAAGACACGCCCUUCUCCGCGGAGCACCACCAGACCCUGCGCGCCCUGCAGGCCAGGGCGCAGUACACCAAGUCCGCGCGAGACCUCAAGCUGCGCGAGAAGAAGGGCCGCGGCUACAGCAUCCGGAUGUACAUCAAGCGGCUGGACCAGCUGGCAGACAGCCAUUGCCACCCAGAGCGCCUCCGCGCCGAGGAGAAGGCUGUGCGGCUGGACUUGUUCGGCGUGCCGCUGUCCGAGCCCAUGCUGUGCCUGCACGGCGUGGACGUGGACAAGUGCAUGCCUCUACCCGACCAGGACGUGGAUGUCAUCUGCCUUCAGACUGCGAGGCCCACCUUGCUCAACAAGAAGACCAUGGACAUGUGGUACGUCGGUCAGCCGGAGGAGGCGACGGUCCUCGCCUCCGAGUCAUUCCACAAGGCCAUGUGGCAGCUUGUCCGCAAACGCACCAAGGGGAAGAAGCCCCGCCACGACACCUUCCCGCCCAAGGAGGCCGAGUUCCAGAAGUUCGUACGGAACCGGUUGCGGUCGAUUUACCUCGAGAAGAGCGAUGGUGCCCGCCUGCUGCCGACGGUGCUGUGCGCCCGCCUGGCGCAGGACAUCACGCUCACGUACAACGCGUACGUGGACCUUGUGACGGCCAUCCCCAACAUGAACCGCAAGAAGUUCAUGAAGGCGCUUCGCGUCCCCCGCGAGGUGUGCGCCUUCGGCAACUGUUGCGAGUACAUCCGGAACGUCGUCAGCGAGUCCCAACUGAUGUGGAUCGACAAACACGCCACUCACCUGCAGGUGGCCGGUGACAAGGAGGUGCUCAGCGGGAAGGUGUCGUACAGGCAGCUCGCUUGAGGUGAUCUGAAUAAUUGAAAAAAAAAGUCGGUUUAAAGGGUAGGGUAUAUAAUUGUGGGGCCCGUGGGGCAAACCA
Messenger RNA from Frankliniella occidentalis (western flower thrips), 2931 nucleotides. RefSeq lists its product as uncharacterized. The record is from RefSeq and is a predicted model, not a curated record. NCBI's taxonomy places the organism in Eukaryota, Metazoa, Arthropoda, Insecta, Thysanoptera, Thripidae. Bases 225 to 2855 code for a protein of 876 amino acids. The transcript has 4 exons.